Molecule: messenger RNA, 699 nt
Organism: Neoarthrinium moseri
Lineage: Eukaryota; Fungi; Ascomycota; Sordariomycetes; Amphisphaeriales; Apiosporaceae
Exons: 2
Coding region: 1-699 (232 amino acids)
Cellular component (GO): nucleus; cytoplasm
Source: RefSeq, a predicted model, not a curated record
AUGGACCAGAUCCCCCUCAACUACGAGGCCUCGGCCGGCGACAGCCACAAGCAGGUUGUCACUUGCCUGCCGCCCGAGGUGGUGCAGUGUCUGGAGAAUGCCCGCUUCCUUCACCUGGCGACCUGUACCGACAACCAGCCGCACGUGUCGCUGAUGAACUACACCUACCUGCCGUCCUCGCCGCACUCGGCCGCCCCCGUCAUCGUCAUGACCACCAACCCCUCCUCCAAGAAGAUGAACAACCUCGUCGAGAACCCCAACGUCUCGCUGCUGGUGCACGACUGGGUAUCGCACCGCCCGCCGACCCAGGGGCGUCGACCCUCGGGCGGGUCGCCCGGCCCGGAACACAGGUCGAGCCUCGCCUCCAUGCUGCUCAACCUGAACACGAGCGCCAUCAGCAGCAUCAGCGCCACCAUCAAUGGGACAGCUUCCCUGGUGACCCGUGGCUCGGACGAGGAGAAGUUCUACAGGGACCAACACCUCGAGAACAACACCUUCGACUCCGAGGGCGGCGAUCUGUUCGUGCACCAAGCACAGAGCCCGCAGGAAGAUGGUGGCCGGAAUUGCUUCGUUGCCGGCGAGGAAGUCCGAGUGAUCCUGGUCAACAUCAAAGACAUAAGGACAAGUGACUGGAAGGGCGGCGUCACGGACUACGUGCUCGCAAAUGCCGGCACCUCGGCAAAUGUCAAUGGAAUAUAG